This is a messenger RNA of Truncatella angustata, 2181 nucleotides long. RefSeq names its product general substrate transporter. The record is from RefSeq and is a predicted model, not a curated record. Gene Ontology annotation, cellular component: membrane. Gene Ontology annotation, biological process: transmembrane transport. Gene Ontology annotation, molecular function: myo-inositol:proton symporter activity. The transcript is spliced from 2 exons. Lineage: Eukaryota; Fungi; Ascomycota; Sordariomycetes; Amphisphaeriales; Sporocadaceae. Bases 442 to 2037 code for a protein of 531 amino acids.
AUACUUUCCAUGAUUGAAAACUUACUCUUUUCGGAUUCUGGCGACGCCGGUAGUUUUCCCACAAUGGGUCUAUCUGAAAUCCUUGCCAACAGCCAUUCCUCCACCCCCGCCGAGCCCACACCCAUCCCCGUGGGGAAGUGAUGCGCCAAGCCUAGCCUUCACGCAUGUGCAAAGUCGUUGAGGGAAUUGGCCCUGACCCGGCCGAACCCAUAGACCCAAGAAUUAGCUGCAGGAGCGUCAUUCUUGACUCGAUACUGAUACCAAGGGAAUGGAUUUGUCUUGCAACGAAAAGUAUAGAUAGUCUCAAGCUUCCACAACUUUUGGUUGAUCUUGCUCCAUCGGCCAGAGACACAGACGUCUUCCAGGAAGUUGCCCCAUCUCGAGUCCUUUCCCAUCAAACUCCCUUUCUGAUUGAACUUUCGAGUCUUGCAAUUGUUCAAGAUGUCGAACGACUCAAGUUUUGAGAAACGUGGCGAGGACACUAAAGAUAGUGUUGAGCACCACGAGAUCGCUGAGAAGCUUGACCAGUCAAGUCACGAUCCUAUCGAUGGCCUCGAUACAAUUGAACUUACGAAGACUGGAUACUACUCGUGGCUUGUGUCUAUCACAGCCGGCCUCGGUGGUGUCCUUUUCGGUUACGACACUGGCAUCAUCGCUGCCGUGCUGAUUUAUAUCGGAGGCGACUUGAACACAAAUUUGACCGCACAGGACAAAGAGCUUAUUACAUCUAUCACUUCUGGUGGCGCAUUUAUAGGUGCCAUCUUCGCUGGUUUCACUGCAGACAGAUAUGGACGCAAGAUCGCAAUUUACGUAGGAUGUGCUCUUUUCAUCAUUGGUGCAAUCCUCCAAGCUGCUGCCUUCUCCUUGGCUCAAAUGGUCGUUGGACGACUAGUUGUCGGCUUCGGAGUUGGUUCUGCCGCCAUGAUUGUGCCUCUGUAUAUUGCCGAAGUCUCGCCAGCAAAAUACCGUGGUCGGAUGAUCGGGCUCGAUAACAUGUCCAUUACUGGAGGUCAACUUGUAUCAUAUGGCGUUGGUGCCGGUUUUGCUCAUGUUACUGGCGGAUGGCGCUACAUGGUUGGAGGCGGAGCGUUACCUGCUAUCCUUCUGUGGAUCCUGCUUCUUUUCUGCCCAGAGUCCCCAAGACAACUCAUUUUAUUUGGUAAACAUGAGGCGGCCAAGGACGUCAUCCGCCGCAUUUAUCCCAACGGCACUGAGGAGGAAGUCGAAAAUAAGGUCAGGCUCAUCUCCUGGCACGUUGACCAGGCCAAGCAGAUGCACGAAGGGAAAUCGCAAUGGUGGAUUCUCAAGCAGCUCUAUGUCAUCCCGGCCAACUUCAGAGCAUUAGUAUCGGCCUGUGGGCUGAUGGCAAUUUCUCAGUUGACUGGAUUUAAUUCACUCAUGUACUACUCGCCCACUAUCUUCGCCCAGAUUGGCUUCGCAAACCCGGUCGCUGUCGGCACGAUUAUCGCCGGUGUGAACUUCUUCUUCACUUUUGUCAACCUCCUCCUCGUUGACCGUGUCGGGCGACGACGUAUCCUACUAUGCACUGUUCAAUUUAUGGGCUUCUUCCUCAUUAUUGCGGCAGUAGCAUUUGCACAUAUUCCCACGACUCAUGAUCUAAAGAUUGUUGAAGGGGCCUCAAUCACGUGGCAAGCAAACCUGGUACUGGCAUCCAUGAUCUGCUUCGUCGGCUUUUACUCGUCUGGUAUCGGAAAUACUGCUUGGUUGAGCAGCGAGUUCUUCCCCAUGGAAGUUCGCUCUAUGGGUACGAUGAUGAUGACGAUGAGCUGCUGGGGUUCUAACAUUAUCGUGGCUUCUACUUUCUUGACUCAGAUGGAAAAUACCACACCCUCGGGCGCUUUUGGCUUCUAUGCGGCUAUUUGCAUUGUUGGCUACGUUUGCAUCUACUUCUGCUACCCCGAAGUGGCCGGAUUAUCACUGGAAGAUAUCCGACAGAUUUUCAGUGAAGGGUUUGGUGUGAAGAAGGCAAGCCAGAUCCAAAAAGAAAUGAAGGCCCAGCGAAUUUCUCACGCAUAAUACAUGCUAUAGACUAGUCUCGGACUAAAAGGUCACUAUCACAUUGGUGUGUUUGGAUAAGGAUAAAGAACGUGUGGCGGUAUGGAGUCUUUUUAGUGUUAGAACUUCUAUAACCCGGCCAAAUGCUGUAUCUUCAUGAAAGCU